AAAAUAUAUGUUAAAUCCAACAUGGCGGACAUAUGGCAUAGGUAGAACCCCACAAUAAGUCUAAUUAUUUCUUCUCUUUGAGGUGACGCAUGAAAUAUGCAGUGUGCUUUGUUCCUGCAAACCAUGAUUACUGAUUCUGGGAAGGAUAACGACUUCCUUCCAGUUCAGAUGAAAAGGAGGAAGCCAUGGAAAAAAGUGCUAUAUGAAGACCAAGGUGUUCCGGAUAAUUAUGUAGACAAGUCGUUUCUUGAUGAAAUGAGGAAAAAUCGUGAGUACAGCACUUUAUGGAUGAGGAUCUAUAUCAAAUUGCAAUCUCUAGUGUACCGAUUUUGCGAUGCUCUGUAUUGGUGUGCUGCAUGUGCCCCAUUCGGUUGUAAAGAGAUUCUACGCUGAGCAGCCGUCAAAUAUUGAAGUUUAUGAGAAUUUUGGCAACUGAUAUGUUAUUUGGUUCCUUCUCAAGAAUUUGAAUAUAUUUUUGGAAUGAUUUGAAGCCUAUGCAUGCUUAAUUUGAAAACAAAUUAUCGGGCAACCUAUAAGAUAUCUGCAAGUACGAGUUUAAAUGUGAUUUACGAAUGUGCGGUGUAGCUAGUUGAUCACGUUGUGGUUCAAUUUAUCAUGGUUUCAAUUAUUUUUUUGAAAUGUAAAUGUCAUAUCAGAUUUUACUAAGCCUGAAGACGACAGAAAAAGAGUAGCUUAGGAUAUGUUGACCCACAACAGAUAUAGAUUUGACCGACAUGAAAAGCAAAUGAAAGUUAAAGGUAAAUUUCUGAUAAACUUUUAGUAAAUACAAGAACCUACCAGUUCUGGUCAGUGGUUUCAGAGUCUGGAGCAGUUUCUCAACAGCUUAGCAGGUUAGAGGAGUAAAAGUUACAUUUUUUUGGAGGGCUGAUGUACUGAUGUCUGGCUGUUUGUGUCUUGACAGCUAAGACAAUCCAAGUAAGAUCAUCAUGCUAGCAGUGGUUCUGAUCCUAUUCCAUGCACCAAUUUUAGAAAAAAGUCAUGCACAACUUGUAAUAUGAACAGUAUUUCACACGUCACCAAUUAAAGAUGGAGAACUUCAAAUCUCACCUUACCUUGCGUUUCUGUAAAUUCACACAUCACAUAUUAAUUUUGGGCUUAAUUGUAAGUUUUAAAAAUAGAAACCCUUUGCCACCUUCAGGGAGGGUUUUGAUGAUCAUCUUAUUAUGCUUCCUAAAUCCACAAGAAAUCAUAUGCCAGGGGGGAAAAAACCCAAAAAACAGGAAAACCUUUAACAGUUGUCAAUAGUAAUACUGUAUUCUUCAAAACUUAUGCACUAAAAUUUUUGAUUAUCCUAAAUCUUUCUUGAGUCAAUAGUCACAAACUUAGAUUUAAUGAAAUUUGUUUUCUCCGAAUUCUUUAGAAUAAUGGUACUACCAUAUACAUAUUAUUUAUUUUUCUAUUUUCAGUGUUUGUGUAUUUGUAGCAGCUUUUGUGUACAUGGACUUUGGUUACUUGUCACCCUCUUUGCUGUUUGUGGCUUCCUCUCUGUUAACGCUGGCUGGAUAUAUUCUUUUUGAUCUUUUGGAUGGAGGAGCAUUAAGAUCUGAAUCAAACAGAACUAGUAAGAUUUUUUUAAAAGCAUACUGGAAAUAAACAUGAUUUAGUGCUUCCAUCAGCUUUUCUUUUCAGUUUGGGAGAGUGGUUAUAAAGCUGAACAAUGAAUCAACAGGUUCAGUUAACCCUCUUUUACCCAUUCAGACCAUAGAUAAGUAUAAAGAGGGUAAGUUUCCAAGGAAACUUUAGUGCUACGUCAGUUAAGAUAUUACAAGAUAAUUUGAUUUUAUUUAUUGAGGUGAUAAUGUUAAUUGACCACCAUAAAGAGGUUUAGAAACUCAUUAGGGUGGCCAAUUUUUUUUAUCAACUUAGUUGAUAAAACCAAAUGAUGAGAAGGUAUAGACCAACUUGGGGGGGGGGGGGAGAUGGGGGAAAUGACUAGAGGUUGUUUAUAAUGGUCUGGCCUCAUCCAUAUGCAUGCUCUCCAUCAGUUCACAGAAACUGAUGGUCAUAGAAACAGUAGGUGGUAAUCAGCCAAUUUUCUAUGAAUAAUAAAAAUUCAGUUAGGUCCCUCAGUUCUGCACAUGAUAUCUUGUACUUCAAGAUAGUGCUAGAAGAAAGAGAAACUGAUUUGUGAACCAUCUGUUAUUAGGAGGAUAGUGUGUGAGUAUUGGUAUUACUCAAAAAAAUGUUGUUCGUGUUUGCAGGAAUGGAUGACAUUAGAAUUUGUGUUGUGGUGCUGGGCUCUGUGUAUGUACUUUCCCCAGUUUUGAAAACCUUAACUGAUACUAUUAGCACAGACACCAUUUAUGCCAUGACGGUAAGGACUGGCCUAAGUAAGUUACAUUGUACAAUGAAUUUGUAUGAAAGAAACAAUGUGAAAAGUGGAUUACUCUGUGGCAUCCAAUCUGUUUUUUAUUUUUUAAGUUUUAUAAUGGCCACCAGUCAAAUUAUUCUGAAUCAUGACUAAAAAAAUGUUCACAACUAUUUUAAAAUAUACAAGUUGUCUUUCACUUUCAUCCUUGGCUUAAAUGUUCACAAGUCUUCCUUUAUUUUACUAGUAUUUUAGAAUUUUUCAGUCAUGUAGUUUGCCUACAUCUUUCUUACACCUUCACAAGUAAUGUAUGUAGCAUUGUACAUCACACUUGUGAAUGAUAAGUUAUGAAUUGAUCCAAAAAAAUAAAUUUGCAAUGAGUAAUUGCAUAAAUUAGAGCCCAAGAGAGGAAUUUAGUUGUCAGCAGUGGUAAAACUCAAUUUACCCUGAAAAUAAAUACUUCUUAGGUGCUAUUACCAAAUGUGCUAGAUAUUGAGUCAUAUGGUGGGAGUGAGAAAAUUUUUAGAGAGUUCUCACUCCCCAAAUCUGAUCUCAAAUAAUAGCUCUUUCAGCAGAUUCUCUUGUUGCAUUUUUCUAUGUAGAUUGUUCACUCAGUUCCCUACUUUGAUGGUACUGUUUUUCUUAUUCAGACCUUCAUGCUUGGGAUGAACCUUCUUCUGUAUGACUAUGGAACACGUGCUGCAAUGUAAGUGAUAGAAACUAUGUGACCGUCGGCUAACUCAUAACUUAAAACCAUUAGUUAAGGGAAUAUUCUUUUCAGUUAGCUAAUUUUAAAAAAAUUGUUGGAUGUAAUUGAUUCUUUAACUUCUGUUCAAGUGCUAGGAUGGCAGCUCAUGAGCUGUGGGCAUUGAAUCUUUUUCCAGCUAACACAUGAAAGUUGUUUCAUUAUUUUUUGACAGAGUCUCAAGGUCUGCCUCCCUAAAUGCCUCCAUCUUUGCUUCAGUGUGUCUAGCAUCACGUCUCCCCUCCUCCUGGCAUGUCUUUGGGACUGUCACUUUUGCUAUGCAAUUGUUUGCUUUGUUUCCAUCACUGAGAAGACAGCUUAAGGUACACAUAUUUUUUGUCUUGUGAAAUUAUAGAGCAUUGUUCAAAUAACUGUUGAUAUUGAUCCAAGACUCUGUACUAUGUUUUUACCUCUCUUUGAUUGGUUUAGAAAACUUGUGGAACCAUCUCAACCAAUCAGGGGCAAAGCUUUAACUAAUCACACCUUCAUCAUUCACAUUUUUUCAUGCACAGCUUGGGCCUUUUACCAUUUUCUCUCUGAGUUCUCAUUGGCUCCUUGUUUUGUUUACCGUGGUGCUGAUUUGUUCUUGUCAGUAAUUAAUGUUGUUGGUUUUGCAUAUGAAAAGUGCCCUAUAUUUAUUUUUAUAAUAAAGUUCGGAUAUAUAACACGUGCUGUCAUUGGUUGAAAGAGUGUGCUCUAUGAGAGUAUAGAGCAUAGAGCUGAGCUAAAGCUGUCAUGCCAUCUGCCAAAUUAUACUAUGUUCAACCUUUUCCAGGAAUUCUUUUUAGCUUUUUUUGCGAUCAUUGAAAGUGAAAUUUCGGAACAAGCAAGCCGGCAAGUAGCAACAGAAGAACCAAACAUUUGUAAACAUACCAGGCAUCGUAUUUUAUGUUAUGAAAAUGUGAGCAGAUACGAAAAUCCUCAAAGGAAAAACAAAAUAGACAUUCCGAGUUUUAAAGAUUAAUUCACACUCAGUUAGAUUGCAAGCUUACCUACGGAAAUAAAAAUCAAACACAGCUAACACUCAUACAGUGUAUAAAGUUCAGUGUUCAAAAACAAAACAGAACAAAACAGAAAUGAUGAAAAAUAUAACCAAACUGGCAUAACUGUUAAAAUUCAUUCUAAUCAUGACGGUGUCUGAGCGAAAAUGAUCAUGCUGAAGUCCAUCGCGGCUCGCUCAUCAUGGUGAUCUCUGGUCAUCACAGUAAAGCAAGCCUCAGAAACUACAUUGGCCACCCUUCGAGUGAAAAAAUAAGAGCUUGCUCUGAUAUCCUUUCCGAUGCGUUGAGUGGAAAGUCACAUCUGUCACUGCAGCCGAGUUUUGCCGCACUGUCAUCCCUAGCAAUCUUCAUGUUCUGGUGAAUUCAGCUGUCAUUCACACUCGCCUUUAACAGUUUGUUUUCUACCUUGUCAUGUGAAAAAACUCUAGCUCUAGCCGCCUCCUGCGUGCUUUAUAACAGAACAGAGCACAGUCAAGGCUUCUCUAUUUGUUAAAUUGGGGUAUUUUCCAGCAACUUUUGUCAGUUUUUUGGAAAGUUGGUAUGUUCUGAAUAUACUCAAGAUUUGUUGUUUUCCUUUUAUUAAAAAUCAAAAAAGGUAACCAAAGGUUAUUCAGUACUACAGUGUAAUUUGUUUGUAGAUGUUCUACACCGUGUGAAGGGCAGUGUUUUUCAUAACCCUGUGGUGAAAAAGACACUGAUAGUUAGAAAAAGGCUCCUUGAAAAUGACUGAUGAGGUCAUAAUUUUUUGUGUUUUAAUUAUUAUUUAGUAACCAUGUAAGCUUAUAUUUGUUUCCUUUUGGCAGUGGUUUCAAGAAACAGUCUUUUGGCAAAUGUUGAAUAUGAGAAGGUUUUAAAAUUUGUGAUUUCAAAUUUUCUAUUUUAUGACCUUUGAAUAUUAUGGCACCAAAGAGAACUACCUAGGUAUAAAUCAAACAAAACCUUGGAUUCUUGUCUUGGUUUGUUAGGAUAAGAAAACACCAUUGAGGCAAAAUGAAUGAGCAUGGUUAGCAUAAAAAAGAUUGACACUCUUUACAAAAAAGAAAACUUGGAAAAUUUAGGGAAGAUAUUCAAGUCAUACAAGUUGUAAUGCAGCUCCUUAAAUUUUGAAUGAGAGUUUGAUAAUUGCUAAGUGACAGAUUUUUUACCAACAUUAUUUGUACCAAUUUUUUUCUUGCACCUUCUUUAGAUGCAGCUACCAUCAAGUCAUGUUGUUUUGACCUGGACUCUGGUUCUAAUUGCUGUAGCAAUGCUAUGGCCACUUUCCCAACUGUUUGCAUUGUUGCUGGCUCUUGUUCACCUGGCUGUAACAUUUUUAUGUCCGUUCUGGUUAAUUAAAUUGCAGCGAUUCAAAAAGUAAGCAUGUUUGCAAAUGAAUCUAAGAAUUAGAAUAGAUUUUAAGAUUCAAAUGUUUUUAUAAUCUUGUAUCCUAAGUUAAGAUGACUCAGAGUUGCACUGAAAUUGGUAACUAACUGGCUGUUGUCAAUAGACAGUGAUUUUCAGUUGAUACCAUGAACUUAAAAUGAGCAGAUGGAAAUGUGGAAAGAUUUUGAAUAUUGUUUUGAUAGAGUUAAAUCGUUCUUGUGAUCCCCAUAAUAUAAUCUUUCUCCAGUCUUGUUGAGGACAUCCCAUGAUUGAGGUUUGACUUAGGACUCUUCUCUUCAGAUUUCUGCUCAAAAUAACUAACUAAGAAACCAUUGUUGCUUAACCCUUUACACCCUAACAUCAUUAUACAUAUAUUAAAGUUCACACGGCAACCAGGUGGACAAUCAGACAUAGUUUUUGGUUUGCAGAUUUAAUGAAUGUAACCGAAGAAGUUACAAUUCAUAGACCCAACGUUUCCACACUCCUGUGUAGUGCCUUCAUCAGUGAUCAUAUAAAAGGACUUCUUGUUGCAGCAUUUAGAUCACCCCUGAUGUAGGCACUAGACAGGAGUGUCGAAACGUUGGGUCUAUGAAUUGUAACUUCUUCGGUUACAUUCAUUAAAUCUGCAAACCAGUGUAGCAUCAAACUAUGUCUUAUCAUUAUACAUAUUCUCUAUACUGUUCUCCAUACAUUUCUUAAGGUGCUUUCAAGGAGAAUUUGUUUAACAAUCAAGAGCUUCUUUAGUCACUGAUCAUUUCCUUUAUUCUCAUGACCUUGAUGUAUGAUUUAGAGGUGAUAUUGUAGUGAGGAAUUAGAUGCUAGUCACUCUUAGGUGUUAAAGGGUUAAUAUGCUGUGGCCUAAUGGCUAGUACACAAAACUCCAGAUCAGAAGGUCUGAGGUCAAGCCUAAGCUGGAUCAGUGGGUGGUGUUCUUGGGCAAGGCACUUCUCUCAGAGAGGGAUUCUCUCUGUGGAGGACCAUCGAUAAGUACCAGCAAACUUUCAGGGAUACUUGAUAAAAUGUUGGGGGGAGGCUUUUGCUGGAUUGCUUAGUUUCCAAGCCCCACUUCAAUGUAGCUUUCUCAAACUGUGCAAACUCAAAGAGGUGUUUUAUGCAGAUUGUUGAAAAAAUUUAUGAUUAUAAAACAAUUACUAAAUUUGGUUUUCACAUGAUAUCAUGUAUUAUAAAACCUUGCAUCUGUGUCAUCUACCUUAGCCUUCUGCUUUGGCAGAUAACUCAGACCUUGGCUUUGAUAAUUCAUGAUAUCAUGCUCAACCUCACUCAAUAGUUGCUACCUUGUUGGCAUCAGUUGGUUGGCUAAUUCCUUGUUGUUGUAUUUUAUCUCUGUAGUAAUAUACAUGGUCCAUGGGAUGAAGCUGUUAUUGAAGAAUAGCUUGAGGCAAAGCAGAAAUAACUAUGGUCAAAGUUCCAUAGGCUGUUUUAUUCUCCUAACAUGCGUAUGUGGCAAUUACACAUACCAUCCCAACUGUCAUUUCAGAAAGAUGCCUAGAAACACCCCUUCUGUAAUUUAACAUAAGCCUACCUUCCAUAUGUUUGGAUGUGAGAAACUUUCGUUUGCAUGGAAGCAAUUUUUCCUUGCACAAUGGCACUUUGUGAGCAGGCAAAAAAGAUGAUAUUUGUUGUUGCAUGUUAUUUCUCAUGGAAAAAUUACUAAAACGACAGGACUUUAUGUGCUCAGCCUAUUUUUAUUGACUUGAAUCCAAAUUAAGGAAAAUAUUACUUACAGUGUACCAAUAGAUUUUCAUUUCUAUGUUAUGCACAUUACAUCAUUUACUGACAAAAUUGAUUUUUCAUCAGUUUCCACUUAAGAAUUUUUCCUGAAGGGAAGUUUUAUUAUUCUAGC
Molecule: messenger RNA, 7301 nt
Organism: Pocillopora meandrina
Lineage: Eukaryota; Metazoa; Cnidaria; Anthozoa; Scleractinia; Pocilloporidae
Source: the annotation of a GenBank genome assembly